AGCGAGAGCUGGUGGUCCGCCAUCAUUGAAUGUGGAGGUAGAGUUGAGUGAAAACGGCGGCGGAUUGUCAACAACUAAUCGAGGAGAGGGGACACUCACUUUCGGGGAAGGUCAAGUGGAAGCUGACAGUCGGCUCCACCAACUUACUCCUUUGUCCCUUCCCAGAGAAGAUUUUCAUGUAAAUAGUUACAGUUAAAGAAAGAAACCCAAGUAUGUCCAACCUUAGCAAAGGCGGCCCCAAGAAGGACACCAAGAUGAGAAUACGAGCUUUUCCUAUGACUAUGGAUGAGAAGUACGUAAACAACAUCUGGGACCUUCUGAAGAAUGCCAUUCAGGAGAUCCAGAGGAAGAACAACAGCGGCCUGAGCUUCGAGGAGCUCUACCGAAACGCCUACACCAUGGUGCUCCACAAGCACGGGGAGAAGCUGUACACAGGCCUGCGAGAGGUCGUCACCGAGCACCUCAUCAACAAAGUACGAGAAGACGUGCUAAACUCCCUCAACAACAACUUCCUGCAGACUCUCAACCAGGCUUGGAACGACCACCAGACGGCCAUGGUCAUGAUCAGAGACAUCCUCAUGUACAUGGACCGGGUAUACGUGCAGCAGAACAACGUGGAGAACGUGUACAACCUGGGCCUCAUCAUCUUCCGAGACCAAGUGGUGCGCUACGGCUGCAUCCGAGACCACCUCCGGCAGACCCUGCUGGACAUGAUCGCCCGAGAGAGGAAGGGAGAGGUGGUGGACCGGGGGGCCAUCCGUAACGCCUGCCAGAUGCUGAUGAUUUUAGGCCUCGAAGGGAGGUCCGUUUACGAAGAAGAUUUCGAGGCUCCGUUUUUAGAAAUGUCAGCUGAAUUUUUCCAGAUGGAGAGCCAGAAGUUCCUAGCUGAGAACUGUGCCAGCGUCUACAUCAAGAAGGUGGAGGCGCGCAUCAACGAGGAGAUCGAGCGGGUGAUGCACUGCCUAGACAAGUCCACGGAGGAGCCCAUCGUGAAGGUCGUGGAGCGCGAGCUCAUCUCCAAGCACAUGAAGACCAUAGUGGAGAUGGAGAACUCGGGCCUGGUCCACAUGCUCAAGAACGGAAAAACGGAAGACCUGGCUUGUAUGUACAAGCUGUUCAGCCGAGUGCCAAACGGCCUGAAGACCAUGUGUGAGUGCAUGAGCUCGUACCUGAGGGAGCAAGGCAAAGCCCUGGUGUCGGAGGAGGGCGAGGGCAAGAACCCUGUGGACUACAUCCAGGGUCUUCUGGACCUGAAGUCUCGUUUCGACCGCUUCCUCUUGGAGUCCUUCAACAAUGACCGUCUCUUCAAGCAGACCAUUGCAGGCGACUUUGAGUACUUCCUCAACCUGAACUCGCGCUCACCGGAGUACCUGUCCCUCUUCAUCGACGACAAGCUCAAGAAGGGAGUCAAGGGGCUGACAGAACAGGAGGUGGAGUCUAUCCUGGACAAGGCCAUGGUGCUGUUCCGCUUCAUGCAGGAGAAGGACGUGUUUGAGAGGUACUACAAGCAGCACCUGGCCAGAAGACUCCUCACCAACAAGAGCGUCUCUGACGACUCUGAGAAAAACAUGAUCUCCAAACUCAAGACUGAGUGCGGAUGUCAGUUCACCUCUAAACUGGAAGGAAUGUUCAGGGACAUGAGCAUCUCAAACACAACCAUGGACGAGUUCCGGCAGCAUUUACAAUCAACUGGGGUGUCUUUAGGUGGUGUGGACUUAACAGUAAGAGUUCUCACUACAGGAUACUGGCCCACCCAGUCAGCCACACCCAAAUGCAACAUCCCCCCCUCACCCAGACACGCCUUUGAGGUCUUCAGAAGGUUCUACCUGGCUAAGCACAGCGGCAGACAGCUCACCCUGCAGCAUCACAUGGGCUCUGCAGACCUCAAUGCCACCUUCUACGGCCCUAUCAAAAAGGAGGACGGUUCAGAUGCAGGCGUCGGUGGAGCCCAAGUAACAGGCUCCAACACCAGGAAGCACAUACUGCAGGUGUCCACCUUCCAGAUGACCAUCCUCAUGCUCUUCAACAACAGAGAGAAAUCCACUUUUGAGGAGAUCCAGCAGGAGACAGACAUCCCUGAGCGGGAGCUGGUGCGGGCGCUGCAGUCUCUGGCCUGUGGGAAGCCCACGCAGCGGGUCCUCACCAAGGAGCCCAAGUCCAAGGAGAUCGAGAACGGACAUGUGUUCACUGUCAACGACCAGUUCACCUCCAAACUGCACAGAGUAAAGAUCCAGACAGCAGUGGCUGCCAAGCAGGGCGAGUCGGACCCAGAGCGCAAGGAGACGCGGCAGAAGGUGGAUGACGACAGGAAGCACGAAAUCGAGGCGGCCAUCGUGCGCAUCAUGAAGUCCAGAAAGAAGAUGCAGCACAAUGUUCUAGUUGCAGAGGUAACCCAGCAACUGAGAGCGCGAUUCCUUCCCAGCCCUGUGGUGAUUAAGAAGCGCAUUGAAGGACUUAUUGAGAGAGAAUACUUGGCAAGAACACCCGAAGAUCGCAAAGUGUACACAUAUGUAGCAUAAAGAAUGCAAAAUACAGUGACGUGGAAAAUGAAAACGACAAGAGAGCUUUCUUUUGGGACUGUGUUACACGCAUGAA
Messenger RNA from Alosa sapidissima (American shad), 2595 nucleotides. It is a transcript of the gene cul3b, whose product is annotated as cullin 3b. The transcript has 16 exons. The record is from RefSeq and is a predicted model, not a curated record. Gene Ontology annotation, cellular component: Cul3-RING ubiquitin ligase complex. Gene Ontology annotation, molecular function: ubiquitin protein ligase binding. The coding region runs from base 213 to 2519 and encodes 768 amino acids. Gene Ontology annotation, biological process: ubiquitin-dependent protein catabolic process; protein ubiquitination. Lineage: Eukaryota; Metazoa; Chordata; Actinopteri; Clupeiformes; Clupeidae.